CCCUCGAGGUCUCGGAUGGAAGCAGCGUGCAACAGCAUGGCCCUCGAGAGGCUUGGGGAAGCCCUGCGCGGCAUCUCCCCCUUGCAAAGCUCCCUGCUCAUCCUCCUCUGCCUGCUCGUCGCCAUCCACCUGGGCAAGCUCCUCCUGCAGCAGCGCCGGCGGCAGGGCCAGCGCCGGGCGCCGCCGGGCCCUUUCCCCUGGCCCUUGAUCGGCAACGCGGCUCAGCUGGGCAGCGCCCCGCACCUCUCCUUCGCCCGCCUGGCCAGCACCUACGGCGCCGUCUUCCAGCUGCGCCUGGGGCGCUGGCCCGUGGUGGUGCUGAACGGGGAGCGCGCCAUCCGACAGGCCCUCGUCCGCCAGGGGGCCGCCUUUGCCGGCCGGCCGCCCUUCCCCUCCUUCCAGCUGGUGUCGGGGGGGCUCAGCCUCGCCUUCGGCGGCUACUCGGAGCUCUGGAAGCUGCACCGCCGGGCGGCGCACGCCACGGUGCGGGCCUUCUCCACCGGCAGCCCCGCGACCCGCCGGCUGUUGGAGCGGCACCUGGUGGGCGAGGCGCGGGCGCUGGUGGCACUGCUGGUGCGGGGCAGCGCCGGCGGAGCCUUCCUCGACCCCUCCCGCGUCCUAGUGGUGGCCGUGGCCAACGUGAUGAGCGCCCUGUGCUUCGGCCGCCGCUACAGCCACGGCGACGGCGAAUUCCUGCGCCUCGUGGGGCGCAACGAGCAGUUCGGGCGGGCGGUGGGCGCCGGCAGCCUGGUGGACACGCUGCCCUGGCUCCAGCGCUUCCCCAGCCCCGUCCGCGCCGCGUACCGCGCCUUCCGCGACCUCAACCGCGACUUCUACGGUUUCGUCCGCGGCAAGUUCCUGCAGCACCAGCGUAGCCUGCGCCCGGGGGCCGCCCCCCGCGAUAUGAUGGACGCCUUCAUCCGCCUGCAGCGGGAGCAGCCUUGGCUGCAGCUUGAGCACGUGCCCGCUACCGUCACCGACAUCUUCGGCGCCAGCCAGGACACCCUCUCCACCGCCCUGCAGUGGCUCCUCAUCUUCCUCAUUAGGUAUCCAAACGUGCAGGCUAGAAUGCAAGAAGAAGUGGACAGGAUUGUUGGAAGAGACCGUCUGCCCUGUGCUGAAGAUCAGCCUCGCUUGCCUUACAUCAUGGCUUUCUUGUACGAAUCCAUGCGUUUCAGCAGCUUUGUGCCUGUCACCAUCCCACAUGCCACCACAACCAACACCUUCAUCAUGGGCUACCUUAUUCCCAAGGACACGGUGAUUUUUGUUAAUCAGUGGUCAGUGAAUCACGAUCCAGCAAAAUGGUCCAACCCAGAGGAUUUUGAUCCAACAAGAUUUCUGGAUGAGAACGGAUUCAUCAAUAAAGAUCUUACUAGCAGUGUGAUGAUUUUCUCCUUGGGAAAACGUCGGUGUAUUGGAGAGGAGUUAUCCAAGGUGCAGCUCUUUCUCUUUACCUCCAUACUGGUGCAUCAGUGCAACUUUACUGCUAAUCCAAAUGAGGACCCUAAAAUGGACUUUAUCUAUGGGCUGACCAUUAAACCUAAGCCAUUUACCUUGAAUGUCACACUUAGAGAUACUAUGGAUUUGCUCGAUGAGGCUGUCCAAAGACUGCAAGCAGAGAAAGCAGGCAAUGAAAAUCAUCUGUCAGCAAAUGCCUAAGCAACAAACUUUGCCUCUACAGAUGAACUCCCUCACUCUUCUCAGACAUAAAUAAGUUAGAGUUUGUUCUGGUGGUCUUUUUGGAAAAUAGACAACAUUACAAGAGCAGGAAAUACAACUGCACAAGGUAUAAUUCAGUCUUUUUAAUUCUUGGAGAGCCUCGGGAACAAUUUAAUAUAUUAAAACAUAUGCAAUUUGAGAGCAAGACUUUUGUUUUCUAGCUUGUUCACUGAGGCUGCCUUAGUAAAGCGCUUUUAUCUACUGACUUAUUGGAGCAUCUCCAGAACUGUUUGUACAGUCUUCUCCAUGUCUCCACACAAUAUGCCUUAAUUUGUAAGUUCACCUUUAGUGACUCCACAUCCCAAGGUGAAAUCUCUUACUAGAAAAAAAGAAAAGUUGCUCAGAACAUUGCAGCCUGCCACUGAAUUAACUGAAUUCUACUGGGAACUGCCACAGCCACAAGCAACUCCUGUGUUGUGACUGCUGGGAUU
Molecule: messenger RNA, 2150 nt
Organism: Calypte anna (Anna's hummingbird)
Lineage: Eukaryota; Metazoa; Chordata; Aves; Apodiformes; Trochilidae
Product: cytochrome P450 1B1
Exons: 3
Coding region: 16-1659 (547 amino acids)
Biological process (GO): hormone biosynthetic process; progesterone metabolic process
Molecular function (GO): heme binding; steroid 17-alpha-monooxygenase activity; iron ion binding
Source: RefSeq, a predicted model, not a curated record